AUGGGAAAUACAGUUUAACAUAAAAGGAGAAAUCCAGCUAAUUGUCUGGGAUGCAUGGCUUAGGAUCACGAGACCUUUGAUCCGAACGAAUUGCAAAUAGGACUUGAAGUAGACAAAGCUAGAGGUAAGUAAUUUAAUAUUUUUAAAGGUCGAAUCACAUAAUAGUCAACUGCCUAUUUAACAGAAAAUGAGAAGAACUUUUUCAAGGCAGCAUCAGGACGUAAUUUAGGAUUAAUUCGAUUCUACUUAAAUAAUGGGAUUAACAUCAACAUUUUGGAUGAAGAUAGAACUUCUCCCUUGUAAAAAUUGAGUUUAUAAGUUUUUACUUAGACAUAUAGCAUCCAGAUAUGGUUCAAUUCAAGUAGUCUAAGAACUUAUUAAUAAUAAUGCUAAUAUAGAUAUAACAGAUAUGGCAGGAUGGACUCGUAUAGAUUAUUGUCUAAAUUUAAGCAUUACAUGUAGCAGCUUUUUACUAAAGAGCUUAGGUUUGUUCAGUCUUACUAAAAGCAGGUGCAGAUCCAAAGAUAAGAAAUCGAGAAGGCAAUCUGGCAUAAGAUUUAGUAAGGGACAAAAUGACCUCUGAAAUAUUUAAAUCGUCUAUAGAGAUAUAGAACUCUUGUGUUGAGAGACAAGUUAAGAGAAUUGAUCCUGCAUAAAGAUAGCAUGAGGAAUAUUUUCAGUUUCUCAAAUAAUAAAGACUGUAAACUAAUUUUUUAUAUUAGAAAAAGUUAGGAAUGCAACAGUCUAUGUGAGAAAGUAUCAUAAGGAAAACUCAUAAGUCCAAAUUUAUCUCCGACUAAAUUGAUUUCAAAAGAAAAAGAAAAUUAAGGAUUUUAAGAUUCUAUAAGCAAAUCCAUAAUUUCUGAGUAAGAACACAAAGACAUUUAGGAUUGUUAUAAGGAUCUGUCUUCUAAAAUAAAUCGUAAUUUAGUCUCCCACUAAAAUUCAAUUCCUAGAUCCUUUGAUGAAAUGGUAUAAAAUUUAUUAUAUGAUUACAGUAUUCAUUAAAUCAGUUAGUGUUAAUGUAAAAUUCAUCCAGAGAACUUGUCACCUUUCUCGAUUAAGUUAAACUAAUUAAGCAUGAUUACAAUUCUGAAAACUUAUCACUAGAUUUAUUCAAUCACAAUUCCAUAAUUGGUAUUUCAUUUAUGAUUGCUACUUAAAUUAUUAAACCUACUCCCUAAUCCAUCAUUAACUGGUUAUUCUAAGAUAUUGAAUUAAAAAACAAAGUGCAAAUAUCAAAGUACUAUCGAAUUAUAUUUACAAUAGAUUAUUGUGCAACAUCAAUUUGCAAGAAUAAUAACAAAUUCUAAAAUUAUUUGUUGAUAAAGUCGUGAUGACUGACAAUCUAAUUGAUUCUUUAUAAGGGUUAUUCAAUAAAUUGUUAGUUCAGAAUGAUCCAUUUAUAUUAGACAUUCUGGUUAAAGAAUUUAGUCGACGAUUUUAUGAAUUUAAUUGUCACAAUUCGAAAUCUCAAACUUUUCCAUUCAAAUCGGAAGAAUCAUUACAUAUGUUUACUUUUGCCCUUGUUAUUUUGGAUGUUGAAAAUGAUAAAUAUGAUAAAGAAAAUGCUUUCAAAUGUUUCUUCCAAAAUAUCCAAACUAUUAACAAUGGAGAUAACUUGAGUUCAAAAUUUAUUUAAUCAAUCGUUGAAUAAUUAUAAUCUUAGUAAAUUGUAAGAUUAUGUGAAUAACAAAUUGAUAAUUCAUUGUAUCAUGUUUUCAAUCAUUAUUGUACUCCAAUGCUCCUAAAAGAAUAAAAAGAGGUAUUUUAUAAGCUUAUUAUAGAUCCGAUCCGAGAAAUGGAAAUUAUAUGUAAUUAGUGAUGUUUGCAUAUUGAUUGCAGAUGGAAAGAUGAAAAUUCUGUCGAGUUCAAAGUGUGACAUCAUUAUGAAUAAAUAAGAAGUCACAAUUUAAGGGAAGUAGAAUUCUUAAUUAAUCUAUUUUGUUUGCAAAGAUGAUCAAACCUUCAUUUUAAAAAUAAAGAAUAAAAAAUUCAGAUUUGUUAAUCUUUAAUGA
Messenger RNA from Paramecium octaurelia, 2018 nucleotides. The record is from the annotation of a GenBank genome assembly. Lineage: Eukaryota; Ciliophora; Oligohymenophorea; Peniculida; Parameciidae.